Messenger RNA from Nannospalax galili (Upper Galilee mountains blind mole rat), 2421 nucleotides. RefSeq names its product ilvB acetolactate synthase like (gene Ilvbl). The record is from RefSeq and is a predicted model, not a curated record. Gene Ontology annotation, cellular component: acetolactate synthase complex. NCBI's taxonomy places the organism in Eukaryota, Metazoa, Chordata, Mammalia, Rodentia, Spalacidae. The transcript has 16 exons. Gene Ontology annotation, biological process: L-valine biosynthetic process. Bases 281 to 2176 code for a protein of 631 amino acids. Gene Ontology annotation, molecular function: magnesium ion binding; flavin adenine dinucleotide binding; acetolactate synthase activity.
CGUGCCAUCUAGCACGCGGGUCACGUGACACAGAGUGGUUGCGUUCCGUUGGAGAAGGUAAAGGUCUCAGGGACCAGUGGGUCAGAGGAGCAUCCUGGCGCUGUGACCUCGCCCGAGGCCUGGGGUCAAGACAGGCGGGAGGCGUGGCCGGGCCGCGCAUGCUACCCGUGGGUGUGGCCUCGGGCCUUGGUGACGUCAGUGGGACGGACUCACCGCCAGACUGAGCCUGAGGAGGGUGGGCUUCCCACUGGUUGAUUCACUGAUAGACAGGUACCGCGUCAUGGAGACCCUCGCGGCCAUGUCUGCCGAGGGCUUCUUCCCCUCGUUCCUGCUCCUGGCGUGCGGGACGCUGGUGGCCAUCCUGCUAGGCGCUGCUCAGAAACUGGGGCUCUUCUACCAGCUAAUGCACAAGGUGGACAAGACAAGUACCCGGCACGGUGGGGAGAACGUGGCUGCCGUGCUGAGGGCCCAUGGUGUGCGCUUCAUCUUCACACUAGUUGGUGGGCACAUAUCUCCACUGCUAGUGGCCUGUGAGAAGCUAGGCAUCCGUGUGGUGGACACACGCCAUGAGGUCACUGCUGUCUUUGCCGCUGAUGCCGUGGCCCGCCUGACUGGGACAGUGGGCGUGGCAGCUGUGACUGCUGGUCCUGGCCUCACCAACACCGUGACUGCAGUGAAGAAUGCGCAGGUGGCCCAGUCCCCAGUCCUGCUUCUGGGUGGGGCUGCCAGCACCCUGCUGCAGAAACGGGGUGCACUCCAGGCCAUUGAUCAGAUGUCCCUGUUUCGGCCACUCUGCAAGUUCUGUGCUUCUGUUCGGAGGGUACGGGACAUUGUGCCCACGCUGAGGGCCGCAAUAGCUGUCGCCCAGUCAGGCACCCCAGGUCCAGUGUUUGUUGAGCUGCCCCUUGAUGUACUGUACCCCUACUUCAUGGUUGAGAAGGAGAUGGUGCCAACCAAAUUGCCCAAGGGCUUCAUGGGUCAAGUGGUUGUCUGGUACUUAAAGAACUGCCUGACCAACCUCUUUGUUGGGGCUUGGGAACCUCAGCCUGAGGGGCCUCUGCCCCUGAACAUUCCUCAGGCGUCUCCCCAGCAGAUCCAGUGCUGUGUGGAAAUCCUGAGCCGGGCCAAGAGGCCCCUGCUGGUGCUGGGGAGCCAGGCCCUGCUGCCCCCGAUACCUGCUGACAAGCUUAGAGCUGCCAUAGAGACCCUAGGUGUUCCCUGCUUCCUGGGGGGCAUGUCUCGGGGGCUACUGGGCCGGAACCAUCCCCUCCACAUCCGGCAGAACCGCAGUGAUGCCCUGAAGAAAGCAGAUGUUGUUGUCCUGGCAGGAGCUGUAUGUGACUUUCGCCUCUCUUAUGGUCGUGUUCUUAACCGCAAGAGCAAAAUCAUCAUUGUCAAUCGGAACCGAGACGAUAUGUUGCUCAACUCAGACAUCUUCUGGAAGCCCCAGGAGGCCGUGCAGGGAGAUGUGGGCUCCUUCAUGGUGAAGCUGGUAGAAAGCCUUCAGGGCCACACGUGGGCCUCAGACUGGGCUGAGGAGCUGAGGGAAGCUGACUGGCAGAAGGAACAGACCUUUCGGGACAGGGCUUCGAUGCCUGUGUCUCAACACCUGAACCCAGUGUGGGUGUUGCAGCAGGUAGAGGAAACUCUGCCUGACAAUGCACUUCUUGUGGUUGAUGGUGGGGACUUCGUAGCCACUGCUGCCUACCUGGUACAGCCCCGAGGUCCCCUUCGCUGGCUUGAUCCUGGGGCCUUUGGGACUCUGGGAGUUGGUGCAGGGUUUGCACUUGGGGCCAAGCUGUGCCAGCCGGAUGCUGAGGUCUGGUGCCUGUUUGGGGAUGGAGCCUUUGGCUAUAGCCUCAUGGAGUUUGACACGUUCAUCAGACACAAGAUACCACUGAUGGCUUUGGUAGGGAAUGAUGCAGGCUGGACCCAGAUUUCUCGGGAGCAGGUGCCCAGGUUGGGCAGCAACGUGGCCUGUGGUCUGGCUUAUACUGACUAUCACAAGGCAGCCAUGGGCCUGGGGGCCAGGGGCUUGAUGCUCUCACGGGAUAAUGAGGAUCAGGUGGUCCAGGUGUUGCGAGAUGGCCAGCAGCUGUGCCGAGAAGGCCACCCAGUUGUGGUCAACAUCCUGAUUGGGAGGACAGAUUUCCGAGAUGGCUCCAUUUCUGUAUAGGGUCUUGUGGGUCAGUGUGUCUGGCUGACCUGAAGUCCUCACCCUUUCCUACUCUGGGUUUGUCUCAGGGGGUCCAAUAAUUCUACAACUCUUCCUGAGUGGGAGGAGGAGGAACCAAAGUUCAGGGAGGCACUUGGCCAUUCCUAGGGAGUAGGCCAGGCUCAAUGGUGUCCCUUUCCUCCCCUCUUGUAAGACUGAAUAAACCACAUCUGGCUUAUGUGGGCCCAAAGACCCUCGGACUCUCA